GGGGCUUACGACCACAGUUGACAAUUGCUGCUGACUCCUGGAAAAAUUAACUCCAAAUAUGUUUCCACUCGUGCGAGAGCUUGUCUGUGGAGAUAAAACGGAGCUCCUCGAACCUGGUUGGAAAAACCGCAGCAGCAUUCCACAUGUCACAAAGUGUGGUCAGCACACUGACUUCUCUACAAUACCCACAUUGUUUUUGGUAGUUUUUUCGUUCAUCGUCAUUUACCAACUUCUUCAUACCCGAACUGCUCAACUUCGAUGCUUUUCACCUAUAUCGUUUAGAAUUAUAUUGGGCUGCCUACUCGUUGUUGAUCUCAUAGCCACGGUUAUUUACGACUUGUAUCUUUACGUCUCUCAAUCGCCAAACUUUGAAGUUGUUCAUUUUUAUGGAGACCUUGUUCAAUUCGGAGGUAUUUGCCUAGCCCUGAUCCUUACAGUUGCUUGUAAAAACAAAGGGAUCAUCACGUCCGGAGUAAUUACUUUGUACUGGCUGCUGGUAGUUGUGUGUGGAAUUCCAGAGUUCAGAUUUUAUCUGAGUGGGUUUAUAUACAACGAGUAUGCUCUUGAAGGAAUUCGUGCUACGCUGUAUAUUAUCGCAUUCACUUUUUCGGCAUUGGAGUUGUUCCUGUGUUGUUUUGCAGAUGUACCAUCUGACAUGUACAAAAGUGAAAGCUCGUGUCCAGAAUACACAGCAUCCUUCAUCAACCGAUUGACAUUCCAAUGGUUCACUGGACUAGCAUACCUCGGAAACAAAAAAUCACUUGAAAAUGAGGAUCUUUGGGAUUUGAAUGAAAUCGACAAGGCUGAGAACCUCAUUCCCUCUUUCAUGCAAAACUUGAAGCCCCGCAUUGAUGAAUACCAUCAGAACAUUAAAAAGGAUCCAUCAGCGGCACUACCGAAAAAUCAUCCAUCAUUUGUGAUUCCAAUUUUCAAAACUUAUAAGUACACCCUGCUCGCCGGGUUUUUCUACAAACUGUGUUUUGAUAUGCUCCAGUUCCUUGCUCCUCAACUGUUAAAACAGCUUAUCGGUUUCAUUGAAGACAAAAAUCAGCCAGUUUGGAUCGGCUGCUCCAUUGUUGGUAUUAUGUUCUUCUCCUCAUUUUUGCAGUCAAUGUUUCUUCAUCAGUACUAUCACUCCAUGUUCCGUCUUGGAAUGCAUGUUCGCUCUGUUUUAACGAGUGCGGUCUACUCGAAAGCUUUGAAUUUGUCAAAUGAGGCAAGAAAGGGGAAAACCAUCGGAGCAAUUGUCAACUUGAUGUCGGUGGAUAUUCAAAAAAUUCAAGAUAUGGCACCAACUAUCAUGCUUUUCUGGUCAGCACCGCUGCAGAUCUUCCUAUCGAUUUACUUCCUUUGGAAAUUUCUUGGUGUUGCAGCCUUGGCUGGCCUUGUUGUACUGAUUCUUGCUCUCCCAGUCAACGGAUUGAUAGCAAUUCAAAUGCGAAAGUGCCAAACCGAACAAAUGAAAUUAAAAGAUGAACGGAUAAAAAUGAUGUCGGAGAUUCUGAAUGGAAUGAAAGUUUUGAAGUUGUACUCUUGGGAGAGGAGUAUGGAGAACAUGGUUCUGAAAAUUCGGGAGCGUGAAUUACACAUAUUAAAGAAGUUGUCUUAUUUCAUGGCUGCAAUCGUAUUUUCUUGGAUCUGUGCUCCAUUUCUAGCAUCUGUCAUCUCAUUUGUUGUUUACGUGUACUUGGAUCCAGAAAACAAUGUUCUCACGCCAGAAAUUACGUUUGUAGCCCUCUCGCUGUUUGACAUUCUGAGAAUGCCUUUGGCAAUGGUUGCAAUGGUCUAUGGAGAAGCUGUUCAAUGUUCCGUGAGUAAUACGCGUCUUAAAGAAUUUUUCGCCGCAGAGGAAAUGAGCCCUCAAACAUCAAUUUCACAUGGGGAGACUGACUCGGCUAUCGAAGUGGAAAAUGGAUUGUUCUCAUGGAGUUCGGAUGAGGAUCCGACUUUACGCGAGAUCUCAUUUAAAAUUCAGAAAGGUCAGCUUGUAGCUAUCGUUGGGAAAGUUGGAUCGGGAAAGUCCAGUUUGUUACAUGCACUUCUUGGGGAAAUGAACAAACUUUCCGGAAGUGUUCAAAUUAACGGAAACAUUGCCUAUGUGCCACAACAGGCUUGGAUUCAGAAUAUGAGUUUGAGAAACAAUAUUCUCUUCAACAAGCCAUAUGACUUGGAAAAUUACGAAGACGUCGUGAAGAACUGCGCGUUGAAGGAGGAUCUGGCUAAUCUACCAGCUGGCGAUAGAACUGAGAUUGGAGAAAAGGGAAUAAACUUGUCUGGCGGGCAAAAACAGAGAGUUUCUCUUGCAAGAGCAGUGUAUCAAAACCCUGAUAUUAUACUUCUUGAUGACCCUCUAUCUGCAGUGGAUUCACAUGUUGGAAAACACAUUUUCGAGAAUGUUAUCUCCUCCUCUACGGGUUGCCUGGCCUCCAAAACACGAGUACUUGUCACUCAUGGCUUGACAUACCUGAAACACUGCGAUCAAUUGAUUGUGCUAAAAGAAGGAACAAUCAGUGAAUUGGGAACUUACCAGGAGCUUUUGAACAACAGUGGAGCAUUUGCAGAGUUUUUGGAAGAAUUUUUGAUUGAAGAAUCAAAGACGAGAGGCAGAGUUGCAAGUAUUGGAGAUGGAUCUGGAGAGGUCGACGAAAUUCUCCGUGACCUUGGCCAAGUCAAGCCCGGAAUCCUCAAACGUCUGGAAUCCCAUUUGUCACAAGAAUCUGAUAAGGAAGAUACAUCAGCCAGAGCCAUAGAAUAUUCUCGUGAUAGCAGUAGAAGAUCGGUACUAUUACACAGUCCGAGAAGUCAACACGAAGAGAAUGAAGCAUUGCUCGGAGCCAUUUCGGAAGACGUCCCGGCUCAAGAAAACACGCAACUUAUUGAAAAGGAGACUGUGGAGACUGGAAAAGUGAAGUUUGAAGUGUAUAUCGCUUACUUCCAAGCUAUCAGUAUCCCUAUCACUCUUCUGUUUUUCUUCUUGUAUGUUGGAAGCAGUGGGCUCGGAAUUCUCAGCAACUUCUAUUUAGCCAAACUUUCCGAUCAUGCGAAAUCAGGAAAUAGAACUUCCUCAGAUGCAAAAAUGGAGUUAGGAAUUUAUGCUGUACUGGGAAUGGGCCAAUCAUUUGUGGUUUUAAUAGCCUCAAUUAUUUUGACUAUUGGAGUACUCAGAGCUAGCCGAAUUCUUCAUGCAGGACUUCUUGGAAAUAUUAUGAGAUCACCGAUGGCAUUCUUUGAUGUUACACCAAUUGGAAGAAUAUUGAAUCGAAUCGGAAAAGACAUUGAAGCAAUUGACCGAACUCUUCCAGAUGUAAUCCGUCACAUGAGUAUGACUAUUUUCAAUGUAGUCGCCACACUUGUAGUGAUUAUGUGGGCAACUCCGUGGGCUGGAAUAGCUUUUGCGAUUCUUUCAGUCAUUUAUUUUAUUGUGCUGAGAUUCUAUAUUAGCACCUCACGACAGCUGAAACGUCUGGAAUCUGCUUCAAGAUCGCCGAUCUACUCUCAUUUCCAGGAAUCUAUCCAAGGUGCAUCUUCAAUUCGUGCUUUUGGCGUUGUUGAUAAUUUCAUCAAACAAUCUCAACAACGUGUUGAUGAUCAUUUAAUUGCAUAUUAUCCCAGUAUCGUUGCUAAUCGAUGGCUAGCUGUUCGUCUGGAAAUGGUUGGUAAUCUGAUUGUUCUUUCUGCCGCCGGAGCUGCUGUUUACUUCCGUGAUUCUCCUGGACUCUCGGCUGGUUUAGUUGGAUUAUCAGUUUCUUAUGCUUUGAAUAUCACCCAAACUCUCAACUGGGCUGUCCGAAUGACUAGUGAACUUGAAACUAAUAUUGUAUCGGUGGAAAGAAUCAAGGAGUAUACAGUCACUCCGACGGAAGGAAACAAUUCGCGCCGCUUGGCAGCAAAAAGUUGGCCGGAAAAGGGAGAGAUUUCCAUAAAAAACUUCAGCGUUAGAUACCGCCCCGGACUCGACCUGGUUCUCCACGGAAUAUCAGCACAUAUUGCGCCAAGUGAGAAGGUCGGAAUUGUUGGAAGAACUGGGGCAGGAAAGAGUUCUCUUACCCUCGCACUUUUCCGUAUUAUUGAGGCUGAUGGAGGGAGUAUUGAAAUUGAUGGUAUUAACAUUGCCAAUCUUCAACUGGAGCAGUUGAGAAGUUGCUUAACGAUUGUGCCACAAGAUCCUGUGUUGUUCUCCGGAACAAUGAAAAUGAACUUAGAUCCAUUUUCUGCCUAUAGCGAUUCACAAGUGUGGGAAGCUUUAGAAAAUGCUCAUUUAAAGCCAUUUGUGAAAUCUUUACAAGACGGUCUCGAACACAAAAUUUCAGAAGGUGGUGAAAAUUUGAGUGUUGGCCAACGGCAGCUGAUAUGUUUGGCGCGCGCACUGCUCAGAAAAACAAAAGUACUGGUGCUUGAUGAGGCAGCCGCUGCGGUUGAUGUGGAGACGGAUAGUCUCAUUCAAAAAACAAUUCGUGAGCAGUUCAAGGAAUGUACUGUUCUAACAAUUGCACAUCGUCUGAACACUGUGAUGGACAGUGAUCGUCUUUUGGUACUGGACAAAGGACGCGUUGCGGAAUUCGAUUCACCAAAGAACCUUCUCGCAAACCCGGAUGGAAUUUUCUACUCAAUGGCAAAAGAUGCCAAUGUUGUUUAAUUGGUUGUAAUGUCUUGAUGACCUGCAUAAUCAUAUAUUUUUGAUAAUGAUCUUAAUUCCUUUUUCCCUGCAUUAUAAUAAUACGAAUAAAUUUGUUGGUUUCUUAAACUUACUUU
Caenorhabditis elegans is the source of this 4752-nucleotide messenger RNA. RefSeq names its product ABC-type glutathione-S-conjugate transporter (gene mrp-2). Gene Ontology annotation, biological process: transmembrane transport. The record is from RefSeq and is marked reviewed. The coding region runs from base 59 to 4636 and encodes 1525 amino acids. Gene Ontology annotation, molecular function: nucleotide binding; transmembrane transporter activity; ABC-type glutathione S-conjugate transporter activity. The transcript is spliced from 18 exons. Gene Ontology annotation, cellular component: plasma membrane; membrane; vacuole. Lineage: Eukaryota; Metazoa; Nematoda; Chromadorea; Rhabditida; Rhabditidae.